This is a messenger RNA of Vicia villosa (hairy vetch), 953 nucleotides long. Its product is annotated as high mobility group B protein 7-like. Lineage: Eukaryota; Viridiplantae; Streptophyta; Magnoliopsida; Fabales; Fabaceae. The transcript is spliced from 8 exons. The record is from RefSeq and is a predicted model, not a curated record. Bases 156 to 764 code for a protein of 202 amino acids.
CAAAAAUCCCAAAUAGAAUUUUCCCUCCUUUCAUUUCAUUUCGCAUCAUAUAUAUUCUUCAAUAUUUUUCCAUUUCCUUCAAUUCGCACAACAUUUUGAAAGAAACGAGUAAUCGAAAAAUUAGGGUUUUAUCACUCACAAAAAAUCUCACGAAAAUGACGAAGGGUACGAAAAGGGUUGACGCUGUUGAUUCCGCUACAGUUCUCGUUCGUGCCAAAGAUGGCAGUGCCUUCGCCAAAUGUGAUGAGUGUAAGAAGAAUGUUCCUGUUGCACUCAUUAGCAUGCAUGAUUGUAGCCUUGAAGCCAAAAUCAAAAUGAAUCUUGAUUCUCAUGUAGUUGAGCAAGCUGCUGCUGAUGCCAAGAAACCUGAGAGGAAGAAGCCUAGUGCUAAAGAACCAGCUGCAAAAAGGGCUAAGGGUGGGAAAGAUAAGAAAGAGAAGAAGGUUAAGGAUCCCAACAUGCCCAAACGUCCUGCUACUGCUUUCUUUGUCUUUAUGGAUGAUUUUAGAAAAACUUUUAAGGAAGCUAAUCCUGAUUCAAAGGAUGUUAAGAGGGUUGCUAAGGAAGGGGGUGAGAAGUGGAAGUCUUUGACUGAUGAAGAGAAGAAGCCUUAUUUGGAUAGAGUUGCUGAGCUCAAGGCAGAAUAUGAGAAGGCUAUGGAAGCCUAUAAUGCUGGUGAAAAAGAAGAUCAAGAAGGAUCUGAUAAGUCUGAUAAGGAAGCCCCUGCUGCACAAGAGGUUGAAGAGUUAACUGAUGAAGAGUAGUAGUAGAUUUAUGCUAAUCAUACCUGAAUACAAUGUUGAAAAAGCCAUUUGCUCUAGUCUAGAAUUGUAUAUUUUGGAAUGUUUUUGGAUUUAAAUUUAGAUUUUGAUUGAAUUAGAAGUUCCAGUGCAACAUCUUAUGUACUGUUAUCUUGGAAUAUUACCAAUGCUAUGCUAGUUACUUUGUUUCUA